Molecule: messenger RNA, 1600 nt
Organism: Ruditapes philippinarum (Manila clam)
Lineage: Eukaryota; Metazoa; Mollusca; Bivalvia; Venerida; Veneridae
Product: protein ABHD11-like
Exons: 7
Coding region: 104-1036 (310 amino acids)
Cellular component (GO): mitochondrion
Source: RefSeq, a predicted model, not a curated record
UCUGACUUCUAAAUAGAGGUGUUAAUUCUAUAGAAGACGAAUAAAUUUAGUAGUACACAACCUAAAGAUCUGUGCAAGGUUUGCUGGUACAAACUUAGCAAGGAUGUUUUUUCGAGCCCUGUUGAAAAGGCAUCAGCUAAUCCAGUGCUGUGCGAGAUGUUUAGAAAGUAGGAAGAUGUCAUCAAAUAGCAAUGCUGUCAACCUAUCAUAUUAUUCGUACGAAAAGAAGGUAGAUGGAGCUCUAGAACUACAACCAAUCAUUAUAUUACAUGGAAUGAUGGGCUCAAAACAGAACUGGCAGAGUCUUGCUAAAGUGUUUGGUAAAUCAGGCAGAAAGGUAUUAGCUGUAGAUGCCAGGAAUCAUGGUGAAAGUACACAUACAGAGGAGAUGAACUACUUCCUAUUUAGAGAUGAUGUGCUCAGAUUAAUGGAUCAACAGGAACUUGAACAAGUUGUUUUGAUUGGUCAUAGUAUGGGUGGCAAAACAGCAAUGACAACUGCUUUAACAAAUCCAGAGAGAGUAUCUGGUCUGGUUGUUGUGGACGUCUCGCCAGCAAUGAGUCCAAACGUGAAUAAAACACCAGCAUACCUGGAGGCUAUGUUGAGGAUUUCGUUGUCUUUCAUUGAUGCAAACACUGAAGACUCGAACCCUGCCAUGUCACAAGUUAGACGUCAGGUGCUAGACGACCUAGCUGUAGCUGUACAAGACGAGGCAAUGAGACAUUUUCUGGCAUCAAAUCUUACUAUACGUGAUAACAAACUUACCUGGAAAUGUAACCUAGAUGCUAUAAUUAACAACCACAAAGAACUGGCAUCAUUUCCAGAGUUUGAGGAUGAACAAUACUAUGGCAGGUGCUUGUUUGUAGGAGGUUCAGAGUCAGAUUAUAUCAGAGAGAAGCAUUAUCCAGUGAUUAAAUCUUUAUUUCCAUUAGCAGAGAUACAGCAUAUACCAGGGGCAGGUCACUGGGUACACUCUGAAAAACCUCGACAAUUUAUACAUGUUGUAAACAAAUUUCUAAGCGACUCUGGUUUAUGAUAGGAACAGGAACUAUUAACAUAUACAAUCUUAUUGGUUUAGUAUUUCAGAAUGUUCAAAAAGGUUAUUUUAAUUCAUUUAGUUUUAUUGAGUCUGGAAAAUACCACAAUGAAAUUUUAAAAAUAUUAUAUAUAUUUUUAAGAGCGUGAAAAGUGGGUGAAAAUAUGUUACAAAAUUCAUUUCAUAGUGAAAUCAAUAACAUUUUCAAUCAAUAUGAGUAAAAUUCUAGUAUGUUGUAUUUGAACUAGUCAGGCCUUACUAAAAAAAUAACCAAACUGAUGAUUAAUAUUUUGAUGUGAGGUUAUAUAUUAUGUGUUUUAUUUCGCUAGGCAUUUUCUUUUGAUAUAAGGAAUGGGAACCAUAAUUCUAAAUUUUCAAUCAGUUUCAAACUGUGUGAUAUCAGUAAUAUCCCAUUGUUAUAUUUAAGUAUAAAAAGCACAAGAUAAAAUUAGAGCUGCCAUUAAUAAUACAGUUAUUUUAAACAAAUAUUUUAUUGUUGAAUUGUUGUCUACUUUUUAACAAAUGUUUCUUUUUGAAAUGUUUUCAAUAAAAGAUAGUAGUAAA